This is a messenger RNA of Nicotiana attenuata, 1585 nucleotides long. Its product is annotated as pto-interacting protein 1. Gene Ontology annotation, biological process: protein phosphorylation. The record is from RefSeq and is a predicted model, not a curated record. Gene Ontology annotation, molecular function: ATP binding; protein kinase activity. Bases 142 to 1206 code for a protein of 354 amino acids. NCBI's taxonomy places the organism in Eukaryota, Viridiplantae, Streptophyta, Magnoliopsida, Solanales, Solanaceae. The transcript is spliced from 8 exons.
ACUUUUCUCUUAUAGCGUGUUACAUUGGGUUUUGAUUACUCUCUUCUUCCUUUAUUGCUCUCUCACUUUACACAUUUUCACAACAUUAAUUUCCAAGAACGUUACAUCUGUUGCAGAAUAUUAAUUUUGUUGAAAAGAAGUAUGAGCUGCUUUAGCUGUUGUGAGGAUGAUGAAAUGCACAGAGCUGCUGAUAAUGGGCCAUUCAUGUCACACAAUUCAGCUGGCAACAACGGAGGUCAGCGUGCCACAGAAAGUGCACUAAAAGAGACACAGACUGUGAACAUCCAGCCCAUUGCUGUUCCUUCCAUCGCUGUUGAUGAGUUGAAGGACAUCACCGAUAACUUUGGCACGAAAUCUUUGAUAGGUGAGGGAUCAUAUGGAAGGGUAUACCAUGGUGUCUUGAAAAGUGGGCGAGCUGCAGCCAUUAAAAAGUUAGACUCGAGUAAGCAGCCAGAUCGAGAAUUUUUAGCUCAGGUCUCAAUGGUCUCAAGACUAAAAGAUGAAAAUGUGGUUGAAUUACUCGGUUAUUGCGUGGAUGGAGGUCUUCGUGUACUAGCUUAUGAGUAUGCCCCAAAUGGAUCUCUUCAUGACAUUCUUCAUGGAAGAAAAGGUGUGAAAGGUGCACAGCCAGGUCCGGUAUUGUCAUGGGCUCAACGAGUUAAAAUUGCAGUUGGGGCUGCAAGAGGACUGGAGUACUUGCAUGAAAAAGCGCAGCCUCAUAUCAUUCAUCGUGAUAUUAAAUCUAGCAACAUUUUACUCUUUGAUGAUGACGUUGCUAAGAUUGCGGAUUUUGAUUUAUCAAAUCAAGCCCCUGAUAUGGCAGCUCGUCUUCAUUCCACACGUGUUCUAGGAACCUUUGGUUAUCAUGCACCGGAAUAUGCAAUGACUGGUCAGUUGAGUUCAAAGAGUGAUGUUUACAGCUUUGGUGUUGUGCUACUGGAACUACUUACUGGCCGUAAACCUGUUGAUCAUACAUUGCCACGUGGACAACAGAGUCUUGUAACUUGGGCGACACCAAGACUUAGUGAAGAUAAAGUCAAGCAGUGUGUUGAUGCUAGGCUAAAUACAGAAUACCCUCCCAAGGCAGUUGCAAAGAUGGCUGCAGUUGCUGCCUUGUGUGUGCAAUAUGAAGCUGAUUUCCGCCCAAAUAUGAGCAUUGUAGUAAAGGCUCUUCAGCCUCUGUUGCCUCGACCUGUACCAAGUUAAACAUCAAGCUUGUGAAUUUUCUCCGUUCCCCAGCCUUUACGUCAUGAAAUGACAAAGAUUGAGAUUGACGUUCGUAUGAGUCUGCUGACUGUAUGCCAAAGAACUAUUGUAUAUUUGCAGUGAUGAAAAUGGCUUUGCAUAUUGAUUUUCAUGGAUUCUGUUGAGGUGUAUCAAACCACAGUUAUAGGAGACGAUCAUUGGAAAAGGAAAGCUAUAAACUGCAGAUUGUAGAAGUUAGAGUAGUUUGGCUUUAGCUUUCCAUAUGUUUUAGCACUGAUUUCUUAUGUAUUACAGUUUGUCCUUAUGGUGACUUCUUAUCAUUUCAAUUUCUUGAGAAGAUAAUUACUGUCUAUUUGUGUUGAGAGGAUACUUAUCAUGC